Messenger RNA from Juglans microcarpa x Juglans regia, 522 nucleotides. RefSeq names its product TMV resistance protein N-like. The transcript has a single exon. Gene Ontology annotation, biological process: signal transduction. The record is from RefSeq and is a predicted model, not a curated record. Bases 1 to 522 code for a protein of 173 amino acids. Lineage: Eukaryota; Viridiplantae; Streptophyta; Magnoliopsida; Fagales; Juglandaceae.
AUGGUUCCCCUAAGCACUCAAAGAGCCUCAUCAUCAAUACCACCGUCUUCUUCCACUUCUCCAAGACCUCGAUGGAUACAUGAUGUUUUCCUCAAUUUCCAUGGUGAAGACACCCACAAGAGUUUUACAAACCAUUUAUACACUGCUUUAGAAAAGAAAGGCAUUAUCACCUUUAAAGACAAUGAGAAACUUGCGCGAGGAAAGUAUAUUUCUCAAGAGCUCUUGAAAGCAAUUCGUGAAUCCAUGUACGCCAUCCCCAUUAUCUCAAAAAACUAUGCUUCCACAAGAUGGUGCUUGACUGAACUUGCCCAGAUUGUCGAAUGCAUGAGAGAGAUGGGUUUGACAGUUUUGCUUGUUUUCUACCAUGUUGAUCCCUUUGAGGUACGAAACCAACUAGAGGCCUUUGCAGAAGCUUUUGCUAGGCAUGAAGAAGACCCUAAUAUUGAUAUGGAGAAGAUGCAAACGUGGAUAGUUGCUUUGAAAGAAGUGGGCAACAUAUCCGGAUGGCAUUUUCAUCUUUGA